Molecule: messenger RNA, 711 nt
Organism: Ramularia collo-cygni
Lineage: Eukaryota; Fungi; Ascomycota; Dothideomycetes; Mycosphaerellales; Mycosphaerellaceae
Exons: 1
Coding region: 1-711 (236 amino acids)
Source: RefSeq, a predicted model, not a curated record
AUGUCUGGCCAAGUCAUGAAUCCAACAGCCGUGAAGAGCUAUCCUCGAAUGCUCAUAAGAUCCCACAGCGAUGGUGAUACAUUAAUCCCCGAGAUCUACCCAGCAUUCGCAUCCGACAAUGCGGUAGGAGCUCCUCAGACGCUGCUACAUCUCACAGCUCGCAUCGGACUCCCGCUAUUUUUUUAUUGCUUUCGGGACCACAUCUCCUUCCGCCCCACACCCCCUGCCAAUCUCGUUUCAACUGAUAUCUCCGAGAACCCAAUCAUACACCACCUUUCCCCGAAAAAGACGCUACGGCCAGGUAUCUAUUCACGCAGAACGCAAGGUGAGGGAGCAGCGCCGCCAAACAUCAUGCUCACCCGAGCUGAUGGAAAAGACCUGACGGCAGACCACGUCUACGGACUGUGGUGUUUUGUUGAACAUUCUCUUGGCAAAAUAAAGAGAGAGAUGCCUGACAUCUCGGAAGUCCAUCAAAAUGAGCUCUUCUUUUCCCAGAUGACGCCCGAGAACUUCGUCCAGUUCUGGCCGAAGUACAAUUUGAGAGAGGAGGAAUGCCCUGUGAAGCUAGGCUGCAGGACGUGUGGGAAGACGGAGGGAAUUACUCUGUCACGGUGCGGGAAGUGUGGAGUAGCAAAGUACUGUGAUCAAGAGUGCCAGAAAGGCGAUUGGGGACUCCACAAGAAGGUGUGCAAGCUUUAUUGUCGGGACUGA